GGAGCCUCCUGGCUGCAGAGGGCGCUGGUGCCAGCUUCUCCGUACUUCCCGGAGCUGUUCCAGGAGAGAAGCAGACAGGCACCUGGGAAGUGUCCACUUUCACACACUGCGUCCCAGCCAUAGGAGGCAAUAGAACAGGUUACAGCACCAGCUCAGUAUCAUGGCGAGUGUUGUGACUAAGGAGGGCACUGUGCAAGUUGAAGGGCAGCAGUUAUUUUACCGUCAGACUGCACCAGCUGAGCAGACCCCCAGAUUAUCUGUCCUCCUGCUCCAUGGCAUUCGCUUCUCCUCUGACACUUGGUUGAAGCUUGGAACCCUCCAGGAGCUGGCAGGGGCUGGGUACCAGGCGGUAGCUAUCGACUUACCAGGCCUGGGUAACUCCAAAGAAGCGACAGCUCCUGCCAAAGUCGGGGAUCUGGCUCCUGACAGCUUCCUCCUGAGUGUGCUCAAGGGUUUGGAGCUGAACUCCGUUGUGAUAAUCAGCCCAUCAUUGAGUGGGAUGUAUUCACUGCCCUUCCUGUUUGGGCACUGUGACAUGGUGAGGGGAUUCAUCCCUGUUGCCCCAAUCUGUACUGAGAAAUUCUCAGCUGAGCAGUACUCCAGUGUGCAGACCCCAACGCUGAUUGUCUACGGUCAAGAGGACAAGUCGAUGGGAGAGACAUCGUUCAACCAUCUGAGAAACCUGGCUAACCACAAGGUGCACGUUAUGACGGGCGCACAGCAUGCCUGUUACCUCGAUAACCCUGAGGAGUGGCAUCGCACAGUGCUGGAGUUCCUGAAGAAUCUGUGCUGAAUCUCCUCAGGCGCGCACUGCUGCAAAAAAAAAACAAAAUUGACCAGUUAACAACUGGAUUAAUCAGUUUCUGUUAAGUUAAUCAUGCGUUAAUCUACGAAUCCAAAAAGAAAUCAGUGUUUAUUACCUGCUGCCCUUCCUUCAAUGGCAAUGUGAUUUUAUUCUAACUACAUUCUGAUGUCUCGAUGUGAUUGACCAGAUUAUGCAAUAUACAGAAGGGGUGUCAGUGGUAUAAACUGUUCACUCUGAGAAUUGACAAUGGUGAUGAUUUUGAGGAUAGAAUCUGAUUAUUUGAGCACUCCUUAUCUGUCAUCCUUCCUGCUGCCGUGGGUUAUCACCAGACAAGAGUGGAAGGUGGGUGAUACCACCACUGAUACCAUUCCAGAACUGUCUGUUGCAAGGGCUCCAAUCAUCUGCUCACACCAAUGCAUAAGACCAUUCGUCCCGUUGAGCACCUCUCCCUGUUCUUUAGCUUUAACUCUACUUUCCUGCUUGUUCCCCAUAUCUAUCAAUUCCCUAAGUGACCAAACAUUGUCGAUCUCAGUCCCAAAUGGAUUGAAUCAUGCAGCAUUUACAACCCUUUGUUUGGAGCAAUUUCUCCUCUUCUCAGGGCAAGAUGAUUGGCCCCUUCUCCUGAGACAGCUCCUUGUGUCCUAAACCAGGGGAAACAACCUCUUGGUGUUGACCCUAUCAAGUUCCUUCAGAAUCUUGUAUGCUUCAAUGAGAUCAGCUCUCAUUCUAAACUCCAGAGAAUAUAGGCCCAAUUUCCUCUGUCUCUCAUCUCAAGGACUAGUUUCCCGUACAGUCUCCAACCCAGGUAUGUCCUUCCUUAAAUACGUGUAUCUAAAUUGCACAUAGUGUUCCAGGUGUGGUCUCACCAAGACUUUGUACAAUUGUAGCCAGAUUUCUUUAUCCCCAUCUUCCACCCUAUAGUUCUUUGUGAUCUUUGCCUGCAUGAGCUUGAAUUUGGUCAAAACAAUAUCAAAGAGUGGGAGGUGGUUUUCAUGUCUCUGUGGCCUGUGUUAUUGAGAUCCAACUCCAGAUGUUACAGCUGCUGGCAUUACCUUAUCCUCCAGCUACGGGUGUUGAUCCAUAAAAUGGGAUAUAGGGAACACAUACCACAGACAAUCGUUCCAGUCAAUGUCUUCAAAGAUCCUGUCGAUGGAACCUCGGGUUCUCUGAUCUGUGGCUGGUUUUCUCAAAACUUAAUGUCCAAACAGCGGCCAGAGCAACCCUCAGUUGCUUGGGCUUCCUGGAGCUUCAGCCUCUAGUCAACCUUUCCCCGUUAUUCCUCUUUUCAGGCUCACGUGGUGCCAUCUCAUCUGCCUCAAUAGCUGCAUUCUCCUGAGUACGGAAGAUGAAGGGCUGAUCUAUUGGAGGUGUUAAGGUGAUGAAAGGAUUCAGUAGGUUGAGCUGUGGAGAAUGAGUUUCCUUUGGUGCAUGAUGCCAGAAUAAAGGGGGAUAUCCUUCAAAUUCGAAACAGGACAUUCAGGGAGAUGCCAGGAAGCACGUCCACACAGAAAGGGUCAAGGGAAUCUGGAACCCCCUUCCACAGAAACCUGUUGAGACUUGGUGUGCAUGAUCCGACAGUUCUUUUCCGAAACCUUUUGAUUUCAGCAACAGCUGCUUGUUAGAACUCAGUCUUCGGGUAACGAAACAGCCGGGGCUCAGAGCAACGCUGACUUCCCGCACCAAAAAUCAAACAAAGACCUGAUUUGACUCUUGAGUCCACAUGCAGAUUUUCCUGAUAAUUUCGAAACGGCUGCUAAGUUAAUGGAAUGCACUUGGCUUGCUGUGCCUGGGAUUGGUGCUAGCUCUUCAAAUUUGAGUUAACAUGCAUCUUCUGGGGAGGUCCAGGUCGGCUACCUGUUCGCCACCCCGCCUGACUGCAAUAAAAUUGGACAGAGUGUACAACAGCCGGUUCUAAUGGGACUCUUGUGGGGCACAGUGGUAGUGUUCCUACCUCUGUACUAGGAGGCCUGCGUUCAAGCCCCACCUGCUCCUAUCUGGGCAAGAAAAAUAUCUACAACAGCCGGUUCAUCCUGCAGUACCUGUUUGUGACUCUGUUGCAGUUGGAUUUCAUUCCUGGCAACAUUGAAUUGCAAUUCUUAAGCUUGGAUUAAAAAAAAGUGCUCAAGAUGUGGGCAGUAUGUUUGCAAAAUUAGUUAUUGCCCAUCCAAUCAAGGGGUGAGUUGAGGUUUUUUUUUCCUCUCCCUACGCUACCACUGCCCCCCAACACCACCCAUGUUGUGUGUUUGUGUAUGUGCAGUGACUCAGUGAAGACACCGUGUGCAAGCAACUUUACUCAAUAUUUCCACCACCAGGAAAACACCCAUGUGGCCAGUGAACCAGUCACAAACAGAGCCCAGUAAGAGCAAUGCUUAUGUGAAGAAAGUGAGUGGAGUUUUCUAAAGGCCGAAGUAGCUUUCCAACACGGAUUACCAAGAAUGUAAGGAUGUUCAUGAAAAAGUUCUGAUUUUUUGUUUAAAAGGAAUUCUUUCAUCUGGUGCCAACUCACAAAUGACCUGAUUGGAAAUUCAAAGUCAUACCUGGUCACAAUGGGAUUUGAACACUCAAUCUCUACAUUAUUACACUAGAGUACUAUGUGCCUGUUUUCACUGAUCACAGUCAACAGUCAUUUCAUUCAUUUUUAUGCCUUAAACAAAAAUACUUAGCUCUAAAUAUGGCCAUCCUUUUAAUAUAAAUCACACACACGUACUGCUAUAAUAAUGCUACUUUCUCUGGAUUUGGUGAAUUUCUAGAGGUUUUGAUACUUUGUCUGUACCUGUUUUCAUUACACAACGUUGUAACCAUAACGUCAAUUGACUUAAUAAUGUAAUUCAGAACGAACAAAUAUCAGACUUUGAUCAUUGUUUGCAGAGAAGGUAACAAACAAUGUAUUAUAAUAAAUUCUGGUUUAAUUUGCCAUAAAUGG
This is a messenger RNA of Rhincodon typus (whale shark), 3728 nucleotides long. It is a transcript of the gene abhd14b, whose product is annotated as abhydrolase domain containing 14B. The record is from RefSeq and is a predicted model, not a curated record. Lineage: Eukaryota; Metazoa; Chordata; Chondrichthyes; Orectolobiformes; Rhincodontidae. The coding region runs from base 161 to 793 and encodes 210 amino acids. The transcript is spliced from 4 exons. Gene Ontology annotation, cellular component: cytoplasm.